UAAUUUUUAAAAGCAUAAUUUAUAAAUAAACACUACUUGUCUGCAUCUUAAGACACAACACUUGCACUGAUAUAUUUUAAGAUAUGAGCAAGUUUUGUCAAUUAAGUUCAAGACUAUGAAUAGCUGUCACUGCUACCCUUUCAAAAAAGUACACCUUUGUAUCUAAAAAGGUCAUAGCAGCACCUCAGAGGUACAUACUGGUACCAAGAAAUGCGUGUUAGUACCUUAACGGUACAUAUUGGUACCAAAUGUAUAAAACAUGGGUUUCUGGUACAUAUAGGACAUUUUUUUGCGGUUUGCUCCAAUGACAGCUAUAGGGUCCAUUUUUUGACAGUGUACACCUGUAAUCCAAAAAAGCAGCUAUGCACUUCUUUUCAGGCUUUGUUAGGCAUGUCACGAUAUCCCAAAAUAUUUCCAUAAAAAUAUCUCCCAUUAUUAAAUCACUCAUAUUAUGGAAAUUCGUCGAAAUGCACACAUAUCACCUCCUUUCCGUGCAUGUAUUGUUCAAAUGUUGAUUUUUCCAUCCAAGUAAAACCACAAGAAGCCCAUCGGUUCUUUUAGAUGUACACAACAAUAAAGGCUUAAGGGAGGUUGCCAUGGAUAAUGUUUUAGUUCAGUGCCAAUGAAUGCAGGGAUUAAAGAGCAGUGUUUAACAUUAUUAAGAUUUCUUUUCUUCUUCAUUGCUCAUGUCAGGUGUUUGUUUGUGAGGCUUUGCAGAAACAAUCAUACUGCUUUUGUUUGCUGGCUUAGGGGUGUGAAAAUAUAUCUGAUACCUGAUAUCAGUGAUGCGUGUCAAGCAAUUGUAAAUCAGACUGGAAACAAUAUGGAGUAGGUGUGCCCCAAAAAGCCCUUAAGAUAAAUCAAUUGUAUUUUCUUCUUGAUUUGCAUAUUAUAAUACUAAAGCAAACAAAAACGGGUAUGGAUCACUUCUUUAGAUCACAUUGUUUUUGCAGAUGUUCAUCAAAGUGUGACUUCCAAUAAAUUUCAAAUAAAAAAUAAUCAUCUUGGUCUUUUUGGAGAGCGAGAUGUUAAGAACUCUAAAAAUACUGGGUUGUUUCAAUCCAUGGAUAAUAUGAACAAACCCCAUCAUUUGUUUAUAUUAACCUAUAAAAUGUCCACAUUUGACCCAAUCAUGGGUUGAAACAAGCCAGCAGCUGGCUUUAGGCCACCCUGUCCAUUAUCAAGAACUGUAUAUCUCAUAUCAUUUCAUAUUAGAAUAUUAUAAUAUCAAUUAAUUCGUACAUGUAACUGGAGACCAACUUGGGUCAGUGGCUUCAGGCAUCAUUGUCACUAUCUGUAUUUUCCCUUUUUUAAAUAAAAUAGGUGCACUGGUAGUCUCUAUUGCACCAGUGGCGCAAUAAAACAAUGAGUAACCAUUAACAAGCUAUUUUUAGCCUUUAUCUAAAUGAAAUACCGAUGACACUCACAUUCAAUAAAUCUUUGGGAGCAUAAUAGCCCUUGGCUGAGAUAAUGACAGGUUAGCUCAACAUGACAAUCUGUUUUAUCCUAACCCACUAACUGACGCACAGUGGUGCCUGGCAGGACGCAUUAAAUUUCAGCGCAUUUCCCUGCACCCAAAUAAUUCAAACCUUUGCACGACAUUAUUUUUCUAUAGCACGCGAAAUUAUGGCGUCAUUAUCUUCUCACGUUUAAGUGUUUGGCGUCACGCGACCAUAUAAAUUAAGCCAUUAUGCGCAUGCACCGUUAAACAGGACCUGUGCUCUUAAGUGGACAGACUAUUACCGGAAUAUUGAUCAAGAGAGAGGAGAGCUUAUGGGCGUUAUGUGCGUCGUAUGGAGAUACAGAUUAGCAGUAUCAAUAAUUCUGGUUUUGGUGCUUUGUGAUGUGCAUGCGUCAGAUGAUGCAGAAACAGGUGGAAAAGUUUAUCCACGUAGAAACCACUGGGCUGUAGGUCACUUAAUGGGCAAGAAAAGCACAGAUGAGCAAGCCAGACUCGAGGAUCCAGGCGGCGAUGAUGAGAGCGUUUUAGCGAGCACUGGUCAGUACGAUAUGCAACCUGCCUUUGUGCGCGCCCUGGAGGCGCUCUUUAGGGAGAAAGCAGAACAGAGGAGCGCGCAAAGAAGCGCGCGGGUGAGCGCGCAGAAGGAUAAUGCUGUGCACCUGCUGAAUCGGCUGCUGUCAACGCCGCGUCAGUUGGUGGAAGGUCGCGAGAGAGACAGUCGACGUGAACAGGUGGAGCAGUUGUUGUCUCAAGCUUUAGAUAUGAAAGAUGAAUCAAGCUAAGGACAAACAUCUACAAAAAUGCCUCUAAGACUCUGAAGUUCUUCAAAAUGACAUCUGAUACAAAUCUAAUUAUUCAAGACACUAUAUAAUUAUGCAUGUUAUAUUUUUCUAUGUAAAUCUAUAUGAAAUUAUAAACUCAGUGCCAUUAUUCUGUAAUAUUUAAUGCUAUUGUUUUAUAUAAAUAAAGUUAUCUUCUUGAUCCCAGUUUAGUAAAAAACUGUUUAAUAAACUUUGAUUGUUGGGCUAUUUGCAUUGAAAGUACUGAGGCGAUAUUAAAAACAAAACACAGUGACAAUUCCUAAUGUGUGUACAGUCUAUGCAUAAACUGAAACUAAAGAUCAGUCAAUGUACAAGUACACAGUUAUGUGUCAAAUGAAUAAAAAAAUAUUUUUAUUUUUAUUACUGGUUAUGAUUGAUUUUUCAGGUUGACUGACCAUAUUAGUCAAGCAAUCAUUUAAAAGACGCGGGCAGGUGACAGAUGAGCACUUCAGCACACACUAAUGGCCAUCUGAAUGACUAAAUCACAACCCUUUGUAUUGUCUGUGACAACUGACAGGAAACUGUUGAUGGUCUCUGCUCUCUGCUGUCCAUUCACAAUAAUGGGUCCAAUCAUAGGCCCUGAUGUUUCGAACAAUGAAAAAUGUCAAUUGAAGCCACUUUCAUUUGGUUAAGCUCAUCUGUUUAAACACAGCCUGAGUGAUUGUUUCCUUUCUGAUGUUUGCUUUUGUCAUUUGUCACAUAUGAAUAAAUAAAACAAUUGAACUCAGUG
Molecule: messenger RNA, 3013 nt
Organism: Paramisgurnus dabryanus
Lineage: Eukaryota; Metazoa; Chordata; Actinopteri; Cypriniformes; Cobitidae
Gene: grp
Product: gastrin-releasing peptide
Biological process (GO): neuropeptide signaling pathway
Molecular function (GO): neuropeptide hormone activity
Source: RefSeq, a predicted model, not a curated record